ACUUUUCAGGUUUUUAUUUGCUGAUUUGAUUGUAAUGACAAACACAGGUUAUUAAUGAAGCACUUUGGAUGAAUGGUUCGGUAGGAAUGUUAAGAAGAACACUGGCCGAUAUUUAUGUAAACGGAUAUACGAUUCCAAAAGGCUGGACAAUCAUGAUAGUUCCUGUUUCUAUUCACUUAAACCCAAAUAAUUAUAAAGAUCCUACUGCUUUCAAUCCAUGGCGAUGGAAGGAUUUGGGGUCAGAUGAACUGUCCAAAACUUCUAUCCCAUUUGGUCGGGGAAUGAGACCAUGCGGUGGAUCAGAUUUCACCAAAGUGUUUCUUGCAGUGUUUCUCCAUGUUUUUGUGACUAAAUACAGUUGUAGCAAUGUGAAGACAGGAGAUAUUGUUAGAACUCCGAUGUUAGAAUUUGGUAAUGGAUAUUUCAUCAAGCUCUCAGAGAAGCAAGAAAUCAAAUGAGG
Messenger RNA from Mercurialis annua (annual mercury), 460 nucleotides. RefSeq names its product beta-amyrin 16-alpha-hydroxylase CYP87D16-like. The record is from RefSeq and is a predicted model, not a curated record. Gene Ontology annotation, molecular function: heme binding; oxidoreductase activity, acting on paired donors, with incorporation or reduction of molecular oxygen; iron ion binding. Gene Ontology annotation, biological process: sterol metabolic process. The transcript has 3 exons. NCBI's taxonomy places the organism in Eukaryota, Viridiplantae, Streptophyta, Magnoliopsida, Malpighiales, Euphorbiaceae. The coding region runs from base 69 to 458 and encodes 129 amino acids.